This is a messenger RNA of Mollisia scopiformis, 334 nucleotides long. RefSeq lists its product as uncharacterized. The transcript has a single exon. NCBI's taxonomy places the organism in Eukaryota, Fungi, Ascomycota, Leotiomycetes, Helotiales, Mollisiaceae. The coding region runs from base 1 to 333 and encodes 110 amino acids. The record is from RefSeq and is a predicted model, not a curated record.
AUGGUCAACGAGGAGCUCAUUAUUGAUGGUCAACGAGGAGCGUUGGAUUGGCCGUGGCCAUUGUUGAUCGACAACGAGGUUAAGGCCCUUGGUUGCACUCCUGUCCGCAUUACUGAAGUCAAUGCCCAUCUUCAGCUUCCAUCCAGUCUUGUUUCUUACCUCUUGUUGCACAUUGCACUUUGUCAAAGAUAUCAUAAGCGUCCUCCAGUGGAAGACAUCUUUGGCUGGCUGUCACUAAUCCUAGUCCUCUUCGUCGAGUAUAACCACCUCCUCCCGGAUGCCAGACCCCUUCGCUCUCCACUCAUGGCUUGGACUAUUAGCUUUAGCCAAUGAG